This is a messenger RNA of Leptidea sinapis, 2056 nucleotides long. RefSeq names its product serine/threonine-protein phosphatase 2A 65 kDa regulatory subunit A alpha isoform (gene Pp2A-29B). The record is from RefSeq and is a predicted model, not a curated record. The transcript is spliced from 6 exons. Gene Ontology annotation, biological process: protein dephosphorylation. NCBI's taxonomy places the organism in Eukaryota, Metazoa, Arthropoda, Insecta, Lepidoptera, Pieridae. Gene Ontology annotation, cellular component: protein phosphatase type 2A complex; cytoplasm. Gene Ontology annotation, molecular function: protein binding; protein phosphatase regulator activity. The coding region runs from base 148 to 1920 and encodes 590 amino acids.
AGUUUUAAACUGUCAAAUAAGAAGCUUCCAUUUUGCUGCAAAGUGCAAAAGCGUAAGAAAUUAUAAAAAUAAAACACUAAAUUGGGUGUUCCUGGUUUCUUUAAAAUACAACUACAGAGUUAAACAUAUACGCAGUUACAGCUUAAAAUGGCAGCAAGUGAUUCCGCAGCGGAUGAGUCAUUGUAUCCUAUAGCAGUACUCAUAGAUGAAUUAAAAAACGAUGAUGUCCAAUUGCGAUUGAAUUCAAUAAAGAAAUUGUCGACUAUCGCUCUUGCCCUGGGAGUGGAGAGAACAAGAUCAGAGCUCAUCCCAUUCCUUACAGAGACAAUCUAUGACGAAGAUGAGGUUCUUUUAGCACUCGCUGAGCAGUUAGGUAAUUUCAUCACCUUGGUUGGUGGUAGUGAAUUUGUUCACUGCCUUCUUCCACCCCUGGAGUCCCUCGCAGCUGUAGAGGAAACUGUUGUUCGUGACAAAGCUGUGGCAUCAUUGAGAGCUGUAGCCGCACAUCACACUCCACAGGCUCUGGAGCAACAUUUUGUACCUCUGGUACAGCGACUGGCUGGAGGGGAUUGGUUCACAUCACGGGCGUCAGCUUGUGGAUUAUUUAGUGUCUGCUAUCCAAGAGUGUCGGCGCCAGUAAAGGCAGAGCUCCGUGAACACUUCCGAACUCUCUGCCAGGAUGAUACGCCCAUGGUGCGCCGCGCCGCAGCCUUCAAGCUGGGCGAGUUCGCCAGGGUAGUGGAGGUGGAAUAUGUGAAGAGUGAUCUGAUUCCUAUGUUCGUGCUGUUGGCUCAGGAUGAACAGGACUCAGUCCGGUUACUGGCAGCCGAGGCAUGCGCUGCUGUUGCUGGUCUGCUGCCCCCCGAGGACAUGGAGCAACUGGUGAUGCCCACUGUGAGGACCAGAGCCGGGGACUCUUCUUGGAGAGUUCGCUACAUGGUAGCUGAUAAAUUCGUGGAGCUUCAACAAGCUGUUGGUCCGGAGCUUGCUCGCUCUGACUUAGCUCCCAUAUUCCAGGCUCUGUUGAAGGACACAGAGGCCGAAGUAAGAGCGGCAGCCGCAGGGAAGGUUAAAGAUUUCUGCAUGAAUUUGGAUAAGGCACACCAAGAACACAUAAUCAUGAACAUGAUUCUACCACAGAUCAAGGAUUUAGUAUGUGAUGCAAACCAACAUGUAAAGUCAGCUCUGGCAUCUGUCAUUAUGGGUCUCAGCCCGAUAGUCGGACGACAGAACACCAUUGAACACCUCCUACCACUAUUUCUCACACAACUCAAAGAUGAAUGCCCCGAAGUUAGACUGAAUAUAAUCUCAAACUUGGAAUGUGUUAAUGAAGUGAUCGGCAUCCAGCAGUUAGUGCAAUCCCUUCUACCUGCCAUUAUGGAACUUGCCGAAGAUACAAAAUGGAGGGUCCGUUUGGCUAUCAUUGAACAUAUGCCACUGCUUGCUGGACAGCUCGGUCAGGAGUUCUUUGACGAAAAGCUUACCGGAUUAUGCAUGUUCUGGCUUAUUGAUCAUGUUUAUGCCAUCCGUGAAGCGGCAACACUGAAUCUUAAAAAGUUAGUCGAACAAUACGGGCCAGCAUGGGCCGAAACCAAUGUCAUACCAAAAGUUCUAGCUAUGUCUCGUGAACAAAACUAUCUUCAUCGGAUGACUUAUUUAUUCUGUAUUAAUGUACUCUCUGAAGUCUGUGGCAAGGAUAUUACAACUAGAGUCCUCUUGCCAACUGUUUUGUCUAUGGCUGAUGACAAUGUGGCUAAUGUCAGAUUCAAUGUUGCCAAGACGCUACAAAAGAUGGCGCCCUACUUAGACCCAGCUGUUAUCCAACCACAAAUCAAGCCCGUUCUGGAGAAGUUGAAUGUUGAUCCUGAUGUAGAUGUCAAAUAUUUUGCUUCAGAAGCCAUCACUGGCAUUGCCGGUUAAGUCCACAGUAUUUGUAUUCCAAUUGUCUUAUUACGUAUAAGUGGUUCAUUCCAGUGUUGAGAUCCACGUUUAGACAGCGGCAUUUAUUUCGCAAUCUUAAAUUGUAAUUGUAAUGAAAUUAAAAAUAUAUAAAUCC